UUGGCGGGUCGUUCAAGCAGAAGGUCAGGUAAACGUUUUAUGUAAAGGCAAUAUACUAGAAGAAAUUAUACUUCUAAUUAACACUGAAAGACGCUUCCGUUAAGGUACUUUUCACGUUUCAUUUGAUAAUGUUUUUCUAAAAUUACUUUACGAUGGAAACCCUUCUUGAGCAACAGAGACGUUACCAUGAAGAACGAGAGAGACUCAUGGAUGCGACAACUAAAGAAAUGUUACAACCUUCAAAACCGGGCCGAGAGCAGAUUAACUCGGACCACAGAAUGAGGUUACUCAUAGAUCGAUAUGUUGAGUGUACUGAUGAACUAAAGGAACUUUACGAGGACAAAGAUGGAUUAAGGAAGGAGGAAGUUCAAGCAUUGUCUGGUCCCAAUGAGUACGUGGAGUUUUAUGCCAGACUGAAACAACUAAGAGAAUUUCACAGAAAACACCCAAACGAGAUCAGUGUUCCAAUGUCUGUGGAAUUUGAAGAACUGGCGAAAUUACGAGAGAACACGGGAGACGAGGGACAAAAUCUAGCUGAGUUCACAGAUGAAGAGGGCUAUGGGAAAUACCUAGAUCUACAUCAAUGCUAUGAAAAAUUCAUCAACCUCAAAGGCAUUGAGAAAAUUGACUACCUUACAUACCUGUCCACAUUUGACCUACUUUUUGACAUCCCAAAAGACAGGAAGAGUGCCGCAUACAAAGAAUAUUUAUUAUUUUUACUGGAAUAUUUGGAUGGCUACAUCCAGAGAGUUCGACCACUGAUUGACAUAAAUGAGGAAUUGGAUAAAGUGAAGGUGGACUUUGACCUGCAGUGGAAUGAGGGGAGUUUUCCAGGGUGGCCGAAAGAAGCCACAGGUGCCCUGACCCACACGGGAGCUCACUUGGAUCUGUCUGCCUUCUCCUCCUGGGAGGAGUUAGCUUCUCUUGGACUGGACAGACUGAAGAGUGCCUUGAUGGCUCUCGGACUCAAGUGUGGAGGAACCCUGGAGGAAAGAGCCAUGAGGCUAUUCAGCACCAAAGGAAAGAACCUGGAAGAACUAGAUCCAUCUAUGUUUGCUAAAUCCAAGCCAGGGAGGGCUGGAAAAAGCAGAGACGCAGAACGUCAAAGAGAGAUUGGCUGUCUGGAAGGACAGUUGUAUAGAUUCUCAGAGCUUCUGAGUGAACAGAGGGCAGCUACCCGAGAAAACGUUCAGAGGAAGCAAGCGAGGACGGGCGAGGAGAGAGAGGACUCGGAUGAUGAACACUUCGACGCGUCUGACUCAGAUGAUGAUGACGAUGAAAUCCCGUACAAUCCUAAAAACCUCCCACUGGGCUGGGAUGGAAAGCCUAUUCCCUAUUGGUUGUACAAAUUGCACGGCCUAAACAUCAGCUACAGCUGCGAGAUCUGUGGUAACUUUACAUAUAAAGGUCCAAAGGCUUUCCAGAGACAUUUUGCUGAAUGGCGACACGCUCACGGCAUGCGCUGUCUGGGAAUCCCCAACACGGCUCACUUUGCCAACGUCACUCUCAUUGAAGAUGCCCUCGCUCUGUGGUCAAAAAUCAAGACAAACAAAGAAUCGGAACGAUGGAAACCAGACACAGAGGAAGAGUAUGAAGAUACAACAGGGAAUGUAUUUAACAAGAAAACAUACGAUGAUCUUAAAAGACAGGGUCUUCUGUAGCGUGAAGAUAUAUUUUGUGAAAUGUGAAAGCCGCCAUGGAACUUUUUAUUAUCUGGGAGCUACAAAAUUUCCUGGAUUUCAAAAAUGAGAACUCAGAAAAACUCAAAUACAUGUAAAAUGUGUAUUUUUUUUUUAGAAUUCAUACAUAUUCCAUUUAUGUUCACGUACAUUUGUCAUGGAAAUCGGAAAUUCAGUCAUUAAAUUUUAAAACUACC
Ostrea edulis (European flat oyster) is the source of this 1876-nucleotide messenger RNA. Its product is annotated as splicing factor 3A subunit 3-like. Gene Ontology annotation, molecular function: RNA binding; zinc ion binding. Gene Ontology annotation, cellular component: spliceosomal complex; nucleus. The transcript has 16 exons. Lineage: Eukaryota; Metazoa; Mollusca; Bivalvia; Ostreida; Ostreidae. The record is from RefSeq and is a predicted model, not a curated record. Bases 153 to 1661 code for a protein of 502 amino acids. Gene Ontology annotation, biological process: mRNA splicing, via spliceosome.